CAGGUCUGUAUAGCGCCAAGACUAGUGUAAAGAGAAUUGUCGAACCAAUGCCUUAUUUAUUGUGUCUUUAGACGGAGGUCCGCUCCGAGUGGUGGUAGAUCUGGUCAUCAUUAGCAUGAGCAGAAUGGAUGAUAACAAUAUGGAGUACACCAUCUCAUUCUAUUUGCGCCAGCACUGGCACGACCCCCUCCUACGAUACAACAAGUCCUCCCUCGUCAACGUGACCGCCUCGUACGCAACGCUUUAUUACGCUACUGUAGACAAGAUCUACCGUGAUGCUCUCAUGGGUCUCCUUCUCCAUCAGCCCCAACUCGGCACCAGGUCGCUGUGCUCUUGGUAUUAUCACCAUGUUGGCAGUAGGCGGAUUCCUCACUGGACAACAACGACCUUACCCAGUAGUCUCGUAUGUGACAUCGGCUGACCUGUACGUCAUGGUGUGCUACGUGUUCGUGUUCUGUGCCCUUCUCGAGUACGCCGUGGUUCACUACUUCUUCGUCUACGAAAAGCAAAUCCAUCAAUUCCAACUUCAACAACAAAUGGUGAGUCAUGCCAUGCUUUUUCUUCUUAUUCUUUUUUCUGUACCUUUAAAAGAAUUAUCCCGUCCUUUAAAAGACCACUUCCCAAGCUUGUUCCGGUACCAGCGCAGGUUACAUCCGCGACGACCCUCAUCCUUAUGCAUAAGCAAGGAAGCACGGAUGGCUUGGUGUGUUAGCGCGUCGGCCUCUCACUGCUAUGGCCCAGGCUCGGAUCCUGGCUCUAACUGGGGAUUUUUCGGAGUUCCUGCCCUGAUUCGAGUUAGUUAAAGUUAUUCUGCUGUGUUUCCAGUCUUCUCGGAUAAGGACACUAAACCGGAGGUCCCGCACUACACUAACUAAUCGAAGGUAGAACACGAGAAAAUGAAGAAGUGAUUGCAAAUAGUCAAUAAAUUAAUUCUGAUUAUCCUGUCAAUCAUAUCAUAUAAAGAUUUACUAGUAGUAGCACCCACAAAAAUGACACCAUAGAGAAUAGUUUCUUUAAAUCGAGUUGAUCUAAAGUAAAAGUGACAGCGACUGAUUUCCAGUAAGUUUGCAUGACUAUUAUUUUGUAAAUAUCAAAGGAAUGUGAUUCAAGUUUGAAAAUUAAAAGAUAAACGAACUUUGUA
Molecule: messenger RNA, 1141 nt
Organism: Nematostella vectensis (starlet sea anemone)
Lineage: Eukaryota; Metazoa; Cnidaria; Anthozoa; Actiniaria; Edwardsiidae
Product: glycine receptor subunit alpha-3
Exons: 3
Coding region: 276-803 (175 amino acids)
Biological process (GO): monoatomic ion transmembrane transport
Cellular component (GO): membrane
Molecular function (GO): monoatomic ion channel activity; transmembrane signaling receptor activity
Source: RefSeq, a predicted model, not a curated record